CCACAGUCCCUGGCGCAGUUUGGGCGCCCCAAAAUCGAUGGGGAGCUGAAGGUCUCCAGCACCGAGCGGCGCUCCAAGGUGGACAGGUAUGGCUUCCUCCUAGACAAGGCUCUGAUCAUCUGCAAGCGCCGCGGGGACUCCUAUGAAACCAAAGAUGUCGUGGACCUGCAGAGCCACCAACUGCGGGAUGGUGACCUCGGCCCCCGUGACGGCAAGAAGUGGACCCACACCUUCCUGCUCAUCAACACGGCUGGGCUGCAGGGCUACGAGCUCUUCUUCAAGACCCGCGAGUUGAAGAAGAAGUGGCUGGAGCAGUUCGAGAUGGCCCUCUCCAACAUCUUCCCUGAGCACGCCCUGGCUGAUGGGCAUGACUUCCAGAUGUUCUCCUUCGAGGACACCACAUCCUGCAAGGCCUGCCAGAUGUUGCUGAGGGGCAUGUUCUACCAGGGCUACCGCUGCAGCCGGUGCCGAGCUCCCGCGCACAAGGAGUGUCUGGGACGGCUGGGGACCUGCGGCAAGGGCGGUGCUGAUUCAGGCUCUGGCACAAGGAAGAACAAGUUGCAGCGGCCAGGCCCUGAGAAGAAGCGGGGAGACCUGGGCUUGCCCAAGAUGGAAGCGAGCCAGCCCUACAGCGGCAUCCCACCACCUCCGGGGUCUAUGGGUCCUGCCCUACGCCUCAGCCCUGGAGAUGUCAUCGAGGUCACCGUGGCCGAGGCUGAGCAGCUCUGGUGGCAGGGCAGGAACGUGGCCAACGGUGACCUAGGCUGGUUCCCCUGUGCUGCUGUGAGACCCUUCAUCUGUGUGCCGCUGCCGGAUCUCUCUGUCUACCCCUGGUACGCUGGUCCCAUGGAGCGGGGGGAAGCUGAACAGCUCCUGAUGCCCCGCUCUGACGGCGCCUUCCUGGUGCCACAGCGGGUGAAGGAUGCCGGUGAAUUUGCCAUCAGCAUCAAGUACCGCGGGGAGGUGAAACACAUCAAGGUGAUGACGGCAGAGGGACUCUAUCGUGUCACUGAGAAGAAGGCGUUCAAGGGGCUGGUGGAGCUGGUGGAGUUCUACCAGCGCAGCUCACUCAAGGAUUGCUUCAAAGCCCUUGACACGGCACUUGUGGUGCCCUUCAAGGAGCCUGAGAGCCGGGCUGGUCCCCGGCCACCUG
Balearica regulorum gibbericeps (East African grey crowned-crane) is the source of this 1153-nucleotide messenger RNA. The record is from RefSeq and is a predicted model, not a curated record. NCBI's taxonomy places the organism in Eukaryota, Metazoa, Chordata, Aves, Gruiformes, Gruidae.